AACUCCUAACAGGAGGAGACUCACUCAUGGCCUAUGAGACAGAGGAUCAUGAGACUCAAUACUGCUUUCCUGCCAUCAACUCAUCAUGUUUCAAGGGAAUUCGCUCUAGAUAUGAAUACUAUGUCAUGUAUGCGUUUGUGUUAUUGCUGUCAGCAUGGACUGUGUUUCUGAACCUGCUGGUGAUCAUCUCCAUCUCUCACUUCAAGAAGCUUCACACUUCAACAAACCUGAUUAUUCUCUCUCUGGCAGUUUCCGACCUGCUUAUGGGACUUAUUGUGAUACCCAUAGAGGGCUCCAGGCUCAUUGAGACGUGUUGGUACUUUGGAGACACUUUCUGUAAACUGUAUUUUAUAAUCCUUGGAUUUCUCUUCUCAGCAUCUUUCAGUAAUUUAGUUUUAAUUGCUGUUGAUCGUUAUGUGGCUGUGUGUCACCCUUUACUGUACCCACAGAAAAUAACCACAACUAGAACUUUAAUGAGCAUCUGUCUGAGCUGGAUUUGCUUCUCAACUUAUAACACUACCCUUGUAAUUAUUAAUGGAUAUUUAGACACUUCAGUCAGAACAGACAUGUGUUAUGGAGAGUGUUCUGUUAUGAUGGGUUUUGCCUGGAAAGUCACUGAUCUGUUCAUGUCUUUUAUUUUUCCUUGUACCCUGAUCAUAACUUUAUACUUGAGGAUAUUCUAUGUUGCACAUCAGCAAGUGAAAGUUAUAAACUCUGUGGUAAAGACUGGAAAACAUGGAAUUGAUGGUUCAGUGAGGAGGAAAUCUGAGAGUAAAGCUGCUCUGACAUUAGGAAUCAUUGUGACAGUUUAUCUGCUUUGCUUUAUUCCAUACUAUAUCUGUUCUAUGUCAGUAACCUCUUCUACAACCAUAAAUGUUUUGGCAUGGGUUGUGUACACAAACUCAGGUCUGAAUCCUCUGGUCUAUGCUUUAUUUUACCCCUGGUUUAAAAAGACAGUUAAACACAUCCUAACCCUGAAAAUAUUUCAGCCAGCAUCUUCUCUGGUCAAUAUUUUUACAGAAUAUUAAUUGUAAUUAAACUGGUAAAGCUGUCAUUCAUAAAAGUAUGUAUAAUUAUCAUUGUAUGAUUCAUCUUUGUAAUUUUCAAAACAUGUUCCUUAAUAGUAUAUAGCUCAUUAAAUUAUGUAUGUUUGCUGUUAAAUCUCAAAUGCAGAUAUUGACAGAAUUUAACAUUUAACUCAACUUCUUUACACACACACACACACACACACUUUGACAAAAUGUCCAUGAACUGUGUUGCAUUAGAUGAUUAAGUAAACUGAGUAAACAGCACAAAUCCUCAGUAUACUGGAAUAAUGAAAAGGUAGAUAGUAUGUACUUUAUUCUUAAUAACUUUCAUCUGUGUUAUACAUGAAAAACACAAUGACAGUCAUAUAGAAGAGUGGUUCCCAAUCCUGGUACUGGAGUAGCCUAGCUCUGCACAAUUAGAUCUCUCUCUAAUCAAGCACCUGAUUCAACCUGAUUAAACCCCUAACUCCAAGACCUCAGAUAUAUGGGUGUGUCAGAUAAGAGAGACAUCCAGAAUGUGCAGUGUUGGGGGUACUCCAGGAUCAGGGUUGGGAACCACUGAUAUAGAACUACAGCCCUGGAGAAAAUUAAGAGACCGAAAAUUAGCAGUUUCUCUGGAUUUAAUAUUUAUAUGUAUGUGAAAGACUGAUGAUGGAUGAAAGCUCUGAUUGGCAAUCAGGUUAUUCCACCAAAUUUUGAUUUCUUAACUAUUCUUAAGUUAAAAAAUAUAUAUAUAUUGUGUUGUUUAAAAAUGAAUGUAAACUUGUUUUCCUUGCAUUUCCUUGGUGUAUUUACUUGAAAUUUGGAAGAAAUGUUGCCAGUUCAUACAACAAAAA
Molecule: messenger RNA, 1864 nt
Organism: Megalobrama amblycephala (Wuchang bream)
Lineage: Eukaryota; Metazoa; Chordata; Actinopteri; Cypriniformes; Xenocyprididae
Product: trace amine-associated receptor 13c-like
Exons: 1
Coding region: 27-1028 (333 amino acids)
Biological process (GO): G protein-coupled receptor signaling pathway
Cellular component (GO): membrane
Molecular function (GO): trace-amine receptor activity
Source: RefSeq, a predicted model, not a curated record